GAAAACCAGUAUCAUAUGAGUAUGGCGGAAAAAAGUCCAGGAUAAUAUUUUCUCAAAAUUUGAAGAAAUUGCGAUAUUGAUAGAGUAUCAGGAUGGCACAUCAACUUCAGUUAGAGAAGGACAAAUACAGACAGUGGGUAAAGGCUGGUUUAGGACUUGGAUAUUUAAAGGAGGGACUGGUACCAUUCUGUAAUGACAUAGCAGAUCAACAACAUAAGGAUAUCUUACAAAACAUUAGGUCUACAAAAUCACUACCAUCAACUGUGACGUGUGGCAGCUGUGGAGUUGAAACUCUAAAGCCAGACCAUAUGCCAAUACCUGGGAAUGCUGGAAACAAAGUUUGUCCUCUUGGGCAAGUAAAAUGCAGCUGUUGCUUUAAGGGCAAAAUUGCUUGUCCGAACAACAUAUGUGGCGCCAUCUAUGAUUUUAUUGUGCAGCAUCAUUCAUCCUCACCACCUGCACCUAACUGGAAAAACACCGAUGCUCAACAGUGGAUGACAGACCCUUGGAGCAUUUGUAAGUGUUUUAUAAAUGCUCCAGGGUACGAGCAGAAACAAUCUGCCUGUGAAACUGAUUGCACUGGGUUAUUAAUUCUAAUGAUAAAUAACCAGUAUUUUCAUAGCCACAUUGGAUGCAAUGUCACAGGAACAAACAACCUUUUUUCAAAGGUACGUCAGUAUAGAAAUAAUAUUUUCCACUCAAGUAGUAUGGAAUUAGAAGAAAGUGAGGCCAAUUCUUAUAUUGACGAUAUGAUAGUGGUUCUACAAGAUGGUAAGGAGCUAUUACAACGAUCAGAUGCCCAGAUAGCGGUGAAAAAACUUCAAGAUCUGAAGAAGAAAGACUUCAUUAUUAGUACUGAAAGCUUUGAAGAAAUUCUGAGGCAAAUCAAAGAAGAAAUGGCAAAAGUUCUGAAAUCAACAGAAAAUGCUGCAACUAAAGAUGAAUAUGAUGAUCUGAAGAAGAAGUUAUUAGACCUUGAAACCAAGAUGUCUGACGAAGAGAAGGGAAAACUGGAAAAUGAAAAAGAACUGGCAGAACUUAAGAAAACAAUAACAGAACUUGAAUUCAAAAUGACUCAAGAAACACUCGAGAAAGCCGAAUUGAAAAAGAAAUUAACUGUCCUAGAGAUACUUGUUUCUGACCAGAAAGAGGAGAUAAAAAGAUUCAAGGUGGAAGAUUCUCCUCAACAAAAACAGUUAGCAUAUGAAAAGGUGAAAUCAGAAUGGCGGAAAAAGCUUAUUGAACAGUACCACAAAACCCUGCUGCAAGUUCCUACAACACCUUUACAACCAAAAAGUAAAAAGUGUAGCUUUAAUGAAAUUUAUAUUAGACCUAAAAUAACGAGGGAAAUAAAUCGAGAAAAGGGGGAGACAGAGGAGGUGGAGGUUAAAAAUAUGUCAGAGAUACUCACAAUGAACGGAGUCCCCCAAAAAUCUAUAUAUGUUCUUGGAGAUGCAGGGUCAGGAAAAACUAGUUUUUGUAAAUAUCUGGUCAACUGUUGGUGUUUGGCACACAGUGAGGAACAUGAAGUUGACAAUGAAAACGAAGAUGGCAGUGGUAAACCUGAAGUCGACAGUGAAAAACAUGGAGGUGACGGUGAUAAACAUGGAGCUGGCAAUGACAAUGAAGAUGGCAGUGGUAAACCUGAAGUCGACAGUGAAAAACAUGAAGGUGAUGGUGAAAAACAUGAAGCUGACAAUGAAAAUGAAGAUGGCAGUGGUAAACCUGAAGGCGACCGUGAAAAACAUGGAGGUGAUGGUGAAAAACAUGAAGCUGACAACAAAAAUGAAGAUUGCAGUAUUAAACCUAAAGGCGAUAGUGAAAAACAUGGAGGUGACAGUGAUAAACAUGGCGCUGGCAAUGACAAUGAAGAUGUAAGUGGUAAACCUGAAGGAGACAGUGAAAAACAUGGAGGUGACGGUGGGACACAUGGAGCUGGCAAUGAAAACGAAGAUGUCAGUGUUAAAACUGAAAAUUGCAGUAUGAAACAUGAAGGUGACGAUGAAAAACAUGGAGGUGUCAACGAAAUUGAAGGUGACAGAGAAAAACAUGGACGUGAUAAUGAAGAACAUGAAAAUCAUGUAGGUGUCAAUGAAAAUGCAAGCGGCAGUGAGGAACAUGGAUGUGAUUAUGAAGAACAUGAAACACAAGGAGCUGUCAAUGAAAAUGAAGGCGACAGUGAGGAACCAGGAGGUGAUAAUGAAGAACAUGAAAAAAAGGGAAGUGACAUUGUAAAUGAAGAGGUAAAGGGGACAAAAAUGGGUGGAAAAAUUUUUGAAAACCCAAAAAGGGGAAAAAGGAACGGGAAGGUUUUAAAAGGGGAAAACGAAAAAAAUGAAAAAAAAAUGUGGGGGGAAAGGACUUUAAUAAUUGCCCUUUAA
This is a messenger RNA of Ruditapes philippinarum (Manila clam), 2381 nucleotides long. RefSeq lists its product as uncharacterized. The transcript is spliced from 6 exons. The coding region runs from base 93 to 2381 and encodes 762 amino acids. The record is from RefSeq and is a predicted model, not a curated record. NCBI's taxonomy places the organism in Eukaryota, Metazoa, Mollusca, Bivalvia, Venerida, Veneridae.